Messenger RNA from Meloidogyne enterolobii, 411 nucleotides. The record is from the annotation of a GenBank genome assembly. Lineage: Eukaryota; Metazoa; Nematoda; Chromadorea; Rhabditida; Meloidogynidae.
AUGAAGGGAAGUGGAAUAUCUGAUGAAUACAGUUACUUUAAAGGUUCAUCGCCCUUUCAAAGGGGUUACGGUAAUUCUCAAAGAGGAGCAGGGAUUGGUGAUGUAAUGAGAGGACUUUGGCGUUUUUUCCUCCCAAUAAUAAAACAAGCGGGUACUACUGUAGCAGGGGAAGCGUUAAAUACUGGUCAAAGGGUAUUAGAGAGAGUAAAUCAAGGAGAGCCAAUUAAAGCAGCACUUAGAGAAGAAGGAAGAAGAGGUAUAGAUACAGUACUCGAGAAAGGAGGGCUACCAAAACAAUUUGGUACUGGGCGUAAAAAGAGUAUAAAAAGGCAUGCCAUACCUUCAUAUCAAACAAUUAUUGGCAAAAAAGUUAAAAAACGUUUAAGAUCAGACGCAUUUGGACUCUAUUGA